UAAACCUCAAAAUCCCCCGAAGAUUCGAAUUCCGUUAUCCUCUAACCAAGCCUCACACAUACUCCUCUGCUUCGAAUAUGGCGCUCACUGCUCCUCUUGCUCACAACCCAUUUCCAAAAAUCCCAAUAACACCCUUUCAUGGCGAAGCUUUACCGUCUUCGUCAUCCUUUAUUGGCUCUCCGCUUACACUCUCGCGUUCUUUUUCCCUUUGUGGAAACCAUUCACUCUCGAGAAAACAGUUCGUGGUUUUCGCGAAGAAGGUUUCGGGGCUGGAGGAGGCAAUGAAUAUCAGAAGAGAGCGUGAACUUCGAGUUGUGACAAAGUUCAAGAAAAGGCCUCCAUUAAAGCGCGGGCGAGUGUCUCCAGGUCUCCCUGUCCCUGAUCACAUACUAAGUCCUCCUUAUGUUGGUACAAAUAUACUUCCAGAAAUUGCAAGUGAGCAUCAAAUUCAUGAUUCUGAAGGCAUAGCUAAAAUGAGGGCUGCAUGUGAGCUUGCAGCACGUGUGUUAAACCAUGCAGGAACUUUGGUUAGGCCUUCUAUAACAACUAAUGAGAUUGAUAAAGAAGUACACCAGAUGAUAAUUGAUGCUGGUGCUUAUCCCUCUCCCCUUGGCUAUGGUGGAUUUCCGAAAAGUGUGUGCACAUCAGUUAAUGAGUGCAUGUGCCAUGGAAUACCUGAUUCUCGACAGUUACAGAAUGGUGAUAUUAUUAACAUUGAUGUGACAGUCUACCUGGAUGGAUAUCAUGGAGACACAUCAAAAACAUUUUUUUGUGGGGAAGUCAGCGAUGAACUGAAAACUUUUGUCAAGGUAACUGAAGAGUGUUUGGAGAAGGGAAUAGCUGCGUGCAGGGAUGGUGCUCUUUUUAGGAAAAUUGGAAAGAAAAUCAGUGAGCAUGCUGAAAAAUAUGGCUAUGGUGUAGUGGAGCGUUUUGUUGGACAUGGUGUGGGAAGAGUGUUCCAUUCAGAACCAAUUAUUUUACACAAUCGAAAUGAAAAGCCAGGCCGCAUGGUUGAAGGUCAAACAUUUACUAUUGAGCCGAUUCUUUCAAUGGGAAGCAUUAAGUCUAUUACAUGGCCAGACAACUGGACAACGUUAACGGCUGAUGGUAGUCCCGCUGCACAGUUUGAGCAUACGAUUUUGAUAACCAAGACUGGAGCCGAAAUUUUGACUACAUGUUGAUGUGGUAAUUCUUCUUUUAAUUUUCAUUCACCAUGUUUAUGAAAUCAGAGUAGAGUUUAUGUCUAAAUUGUAAAUAUGUGCCUUAAAAUGAAUUUGUUUCUGGAAGACUAUGCUCAGGCAACUAAAGAUUGUCUUCCGGAGCUACAAUACCGAAUUCUCUAGUGCAUAAAUUUUCAUAUAUGAUGGCACCAAUUUAGAGACAUACACUAAGGACAUAUUUCUAUCAGAAAGUACGAAGUUAUGACAGUGCAUUCAGAUAACUAUUCGCUUCCAACUGUUUAAUUUUAUGUUUGGAA
This is a messenger RNA of Vigna unguiculata (cowpea), 1477 nucleotides long. It is a transcript of the gene MAP1C, whose product is annotated as methionine aminopeptidase 1B. The record is from RefSeq and is a predicted model, not a curated record. Gene Ontology annotation, biological process: proteolysis. Gene Ontology annotation, cellular component: chloroplast. Gene Ontology annotation, molecular function: metalloaminopeptidase activity. Lineage: Eukaryota; Viridiplantae; Streptophyta; Magnoliopsida; Fabales; Fabaceae.